AGAAAUCCAAGCGAACGUAAAUAAAGAAUAAUUUGGCGCUUACAAUGAGAGUUACCAAUAGACACGUUGCCAAUCAAGGCAAUAAGAUGAACGGCAAUAAAAGAAUUAAGGUGGUCAAAGACAACUUACCAGCAUCACAGAACAAGCAAUGGGCUAAAGCAACAUUCAAGCAUCAAGCCACAAGCAACUUGUCACCACAAAUCGAAGAAUACGACGAGGCUCACCUGUACAGCGAUAUAAAUGAUGAUGCCAGCGAUACAGAGCCCGAACAAAUCGAAGAACAGAAGCGCGCAUUCAUGUCCGUGGCAUCAAAAGUACGUCCAUUGCUUCAAUUAUUUGCGGAUUCCGAGGACUCGAAACUAGUAGUUCCCAAGACAAUACCUCCAGGGAUGACAACAGUCCAGCAACCGAUAUUAUAUAAGGAUAUAAGUCUAUGUUCUGAAGAAGAGAAUGAAAACCCGUCAGAAUUCCAGGAAGAUCAAAUGGAGUUUAUAGAUAGUAAAGUUACUGCACACAAAUUAAAUUCUAAACGAUUUGAGUGGACUCCAAAAUCAACAAAUGCGUUUCUCGACUUAUGGGAAAAGAACGUUGAGGGAAUUCGUGGUAAGCGAAAAAAUUCGCUAAUACACAAGGAAAUGGCUCAAGAAAUGAGAGAAUAUGGACCAACUCAUCGUGAAAUAAAAGCAAAAAUGGACAAUAUGAUAAGAAAACAUAGAACUGAAGCCGAAAAGAUUAAGUUGGGAAAACGAACAAAUUGGCGAUAUUAUAAAAGAGUUAAGUCACUCUUAACUGAACCUCUACCUUCUUCUUCGGAUUUUGAGGAGAUUUUAAUCGAUAGCAAUGAGCUAUCGACGUUUUUGAAUUCAGACAAUAGCGAUGUUGACAGUAAUUAUAAUGAUAUGUCAGAAGAGGAAGACAUUCCAAAUGGUUCAAUAAAAAGAAAAGAAGUGGAACAAUUCGAAGACAUACAAGAAAUGUAUAAAAAAGAAAAACCUCCUCAAAAGGUAAUUGAAAAACCGCAGAAAGGUGAACAUCAAAUUGAGACCAAGACAGAAACUUCGAUAAGUACAACAGACAGAAUGCUACAAAUUGAGCAAGAAAAAUUACAAGUCGAGAAACAAAAACUGCAAGUUAUGAAACAUAUAUCCCGAGACUUAUUAUCGAUCAGUAAAACACUUGUCGAAUUAUUACGAAAUACAAAAAAAUAAAUCCCAAACUUGGAUAAAACGAAAAUGUUA
Drosophila innubila is the source of this 1238-nucleotide messenger RNA. RefSeq lists its product as uncharacterized. Gene Ontology annotation, biological process: positive regulation of DNA-templated transcription. NCBI's taxonomy places the organism in Eukaryota, Metazoa, Arthropoda, Insecta, Diptera, Drosophilidae. Gene Ontology annotation, cellular component: nuclear body. The record is from RefSeq and is a predicted model, not a curated record. The coding region runs from base 45 to 1208 and encodes 387 amino acids. The transcript is spliced from 4 exons.